Messenger RNA from Lucilia cuprina (Australian sheep blowfly), 654 nucleotides. RefSeq names its product frataxin homolog, mitochondrial (gene fh). Bases 23 to 589 code for a protein of 188 amino acids. NCBI's taxonomy places the organism in Eukaryota, Metazoa, Arthropoda, Insecta, Diptera, Calliphoridae. Gene Ontology annotation, molecular function: ferroxidase activity; ferric iron binding; iron chaperone activity. The record is from RefSeq and is a predicted model, not a curated record. The transcript is spliced from 2 exons. Gene Ontology annotation, cellular component: mitochondrion. Gene Ontology annotation, biological process: iron incorporation into metallo-sulfur cluster; intracellular iron ion homeostasis.
GAAAUCAAAAUAAAAAAAGAAAAUGUUUUGCCGUGGCAAGUACAUAAUACGAAAUAUUACCAAAUAUCAAAGAAAUAUAAAAUAUAUUUCAACUAUAACAUGUAGUAGACAAAUAAAAGCAACAAUAGCUGCUGGGGCUAAUACAAAUUUGUUGCAACUUCAACGUUACUGCUCUAGCCAAAAGCCAACACAACAUAUUGUAGAUUCGGUACUGGAUCAUGCAACUUACGAAAGAGUUUGUAACGAAACUAUGGAUGGCCUUAAUGACUAUUUCGAAGAACUACUGGAAAGUGUAGAUACCAUACCAGGAAGUGAUAUAGCAUAUAGUGACGGAGUUUUAACUGUCAAAUUGGGCUCGGAACAUGGUACCUAUGUAAUUAAUCGUCAAACUCCUAACAGACAAAUUUGGUUAAGUUCUCCCACAACUGGUCCCAAGCGUUAUGACUUUGUGGGUCCCGCUACGGGUGAAUCAGGCAAAUGGGUUUAUCGUCACACCGGCCAGUCUUUGCAUGAACUCUUACAGCAUGAGUUACAAAUGAUAUUCAAAGAACAAAAGGUGGAAUUUGAAGAUUUACCUUAUGGUAGAUGAAAUUCUUUAAUUACGUAAUUAAAAAUAUAUAGAAAAACUUUCAAACAGCUAUAUUAACUUAUAAA